CGAAAACCGAUGCAGACCGGCGUCAAUUGCAAACGCUGAGCAGGCUCCGCCGCGUAGCGCACGUUCUUCCGUCAUGGGAUGGCCGUCGGCCGCGAUGCUGCUGCUCGUCGUCGCUCUCCUCUGCAUCGCCGCUCGGGGCCCGCUGGCGGCCGAGGCUGCUGCCACCAAGCAGCCCGCCAAGUUUGAAAGUACGCGCACCACCACGGCACUGCCGGCUUCGACCGCCGCAAAGCUGCGGGCAGCCCCGACGGACGACGACGGAAAGAACGACGUCCAGGACAGGCCGGUCACCAGUGGCGUCGAGCUCGAGGAUUACGACGACGCCGCCGACGAGCUGCCCAGCACCGACUUGAAAGCACGAACCGGUGGCUCUGCGACGCCGGCGGAGGGGAGCGACGACGAUGACGAAGACGACGACUAUGAUUCCACGGACGACUUCGAAGACGCUGAAGCGGGCCCGACGGAACCGAGCGAGUCGACGACAAGUUCCACGCCGACCACCGCCAAGGCAGCGAGUGCCACUGCUGCGGCAGAAGAAAACGCUGUGACCAAAAGUAGUGAGCCGAUGCCGCAAGCUACUGCUAAUCUGACAAACGUUAGCACGGUGCCAACUUCUCAGGCGUCUACCACGAACGCUUCAGCGUCUUCUGUGCCGGCCACGACGACGACAACUACUACUACUGCUGCUACAAGUCCGACCGGUAGAGUCACAACAACAACAGUACCAUCCGGGGCGUCCACUGUGUCAGUCACUUCUACAGAAGGCAGCACAACGCUCAAAGAUGACGCGACUACCAACGUCGAGAGUACGACAUCACUCGCGGACUCUACUAUCUCCGUAAGAAGCACUACUGAAAAUCCCGACGUUAGCACGGCGGUCAACGACGGUUCCGAUGUCACAGUGAAGCCAGAAAUUGAACCCGAAUUCAGCGGAGACAACCAAAUCGCAGCUUACCAGGGAGCGGCAUCUUCGCUCUCCGUGACGGCUGUUGAGUCGACUACUUCCUCCACCACCACAACAGAGUCUUCAACCACCGAAUCCACUACAACGGAAUCAACUACGACGGCGUCGACAACCACGGAGUCCACCACUACCGAAUCUACGACUACAGAAUUGACUACACAAUCAACGACAACAGAGUCCAUGACCGCGGAAGGCACGACAACAGAAACGACCACUACAGAAACAUCGACGAUGGAGUCUUCUUCUGACGAGGUCUCGACGAAUGCCGAAAGUACCACGGAGUCUGAUUCCACAACCUCCAGCGAAAUGACGACCACCGUAAGCGAAGCUGAAGGUUCGGCAGCAAGCGGAAUGAGAGAAAUGGAAGAUUUGGAUGCGGCUGGCGGAACGACGACUCAGAGUACACCAGAGAUCACUACGGUCAGGGAUUACGAGCCUGAUUUGAACGCCGUUAUUAACCAGUUCAUGACACAGAUCCUGCCCUUAACAACGCGGUUUCUCUCCGACACCAACGUUUCCGCUGACUGCGUCAACCACUUGUGGAAAGUGUACCAGGGAUUUCGUCGGCAAGACGCUUGGGCGCUCAGGUUGAUCACCUCAUCGGGACUGAUCCCAGCGAACCUCUUCGAGGGCUCCCUGAGCAACCUGGGUAGCUACGAGCAGUGUCUGCGCACCAAGUCGGUGGGCAGCGAGGGCGAACUGGAGAUUCAGGGACGAUACUGCUCGCUCUUCUUCCGGCCGCCGCCACUCUACUACAACCGCACCACCGAACAGUUCAAGGCCAUCGGGGAGAUGCAGCAUGAGUGCCGUACGAGGAUCGAAGUGUUAUUCGUGCAAGAAUACGGUGCCCGGGCUAUCGUCAAGAACUGCAGAGUCGAGGAGCCAUUUACAAUGUCAGACCUCCAGAUCGGAAUUCUGUGUGCUCUGGGUGGCUCCGUGGGGCUCGUGCUCCUCGCAACCCUGGUGGAAAUCUGUCUCUUUUGCUGCUCAAACCACAAAGUAUCGGACCCGAAAUAUGACGUGGUUCCGGUGAAGGUGGUCAAGUGCUUCUCUCUGGUGCACAACACGAGGCGCCUCAUCAGCACCCACUUCGACACCAACUGCCCCCGCAAGCCGGUGCGCUUCGUCUACGGCGUCAAGGUCUUCAUGAUGCUCUGGAUAAUUCUCGGGCACAGCUACUAUACCUCCAACUUCCAGACACUCCACUCCGGCUACCGGAUCAUGGACCUGUACAGCAUGGUGCACGCGCAGCUGCUGGGCAGCGCCUUCUACGCUGUUUCCACCUUCUUCUUCAUGAGCGGCUUCGUGUUGGCCUACUUUAUGCGGCAGAGCAAGGACGAGACCAUCAUGCGGCCCUUCCUCGCGCUCUACGUGUUCGCCGUGGUGCGACGGUAUCUAAAGCUGACGAUUCCGGCAAUGGUGGUGGUUCUGUGCUUCUUCCUGUUCCCAUUGUUCAUAUCGGGACCUCAAGACCAGGACCUGAUGGGCCAGGAGCAAGAGGGCUGCAACGAAAACUGGUGGACUAUCAUGGCCCAGAUAGUCAACUUUGUACCCAGUGAAAAAAGGUGUAUGCAGCAGUACUGGUACAUAAGCAGCGACAUGCAGAUAUUCCUCGUCGCCGUACCAAUGUCCAUCAUAUUUGUGAGGAGCCCGGCAUGCGGCUUCUCCUUGGCGUUGCUGCUCAGCGUUCUGGCAUCUGUGGCGGCUGGUCUCGUAACGUAUAUGAAAGACCUGAAACCAUCUAUCGCAUUCACAAUCGACGACUUCAGCCGCAAUCUGGAGACUGCCGAAUUUGUCCACGAGCUUCCUUACUCAAACUUGGCCACCUACUUUAUGGGAAUACUCUCCGGUUACUGCGCUGCCACUUGGAGUAAAGCGUGCAUAAACAAGGUGCUGCAGGCCUUCCUGUGGAUCUUAGCGCUGUGCCUGAAUGUGUUCCUGGUGUUUGUGCCGUACGCGUGGAACCGGUGCGAGACGGACGACCUGAAGCAGCUGUACGCGGCCUUCUACGGCGGCAGCUACCGCUACCUCUGGGGCCUCUCCUGGUGCUGGAUCGCCUACGCAUGCGCCACCGGAAGAGGAGGGAUCCUCUCCAGAUUCCUAUCCUGGAAUCCCUUCGUGGUCCUGGGAAGGCUGACGUUCGGCGUGUAUUUAAUACAAUACGUCGUCUUCAUCGCCAGGCAAGGAGUCAGCACAAACACCUUGCAAGUCAACGAGUUUCUACAGGUCAAAGACUCCUUGGGCGUGGCCGUGAUCAGCUACUUCUUCGCCUACCUCCUGCACGUGGUGUACGAGGCGCCCGUGGCCGGCGUCACACGGAUGAUCUUCCAGUUCCACAAAAUCCGCAAGCCGGGAGGAGGCUCCAAGAAGCGGCCGCAGCAGCCGCAACCCGAGUCGCCGCCUCCAGCCGCCACCACAUCCGAGCCGACCUCGAACGGCUCGGCGGCUACGCCCAUGGCCAGCAACGACUCAAACCACACCCCGGCCACCAUUCCUGAAGAGCCUUAGUCCUGAGCUCCGAACACGUGGCCAAUCCAGGGACGUACGGAUGUGUCACAAGCAUCGGCGUGGGGAAAGGAGGAGCAGAAACUGGAGGGCGUAAUAUAAAUUGAUGAGCCCUUUCAAACGAGGCAUUUAGGUGCGAGAUCAACAAAAGCAGCGGCACUGCCUCGAAGGGAAACCAAGUUUUUUUUUUUGUUUUUUGUCAAACUGACGUCUUCCGCCUCUACAGAGGAAGAACUGUGGCUCCAACUCCACUUUGGCGUCACGUUCACGGAAAUACUCAGCGAACACGUGAAGCAGAGAGAACAGGGUUUGCCUUGGUGGCAGUGCUACCACGUUGCUGAUCUGAAGCCCGUUGUCGUAUCCUCAGCCGCUAUUGGGAACGAGACCCUGGAUGGUACCGCGACCCCACGUGAUGCCGUGGGAGUGAGCACGCAUUGUUUUCGUCUGAAGUGCUCUCGCAUAAUGCAUUUGGUGGUAUGCGCCAAAAGAGAGGAAAAAAUGUGGAGCUGCCCGCUACUAUCGGUUCUACGGAUCAUCUCGACGUACGGCCUCUGGCGUGCUGUGGGCCCUCGGGAAGGCUGUGCCAAACGGUAAUGCCAGUUACAGCGCCAAAAAGUUUGCGUCGACGCGACAGAACGUAGAGCUCCUCGACCACUGUGCUUUCUCCCAUGCCAGAUGCUAAGCACGAACACUCGUACGGCCCGCGACGGAAGUCGUGAAAGUCAUAAUUCAUUCCCAGAUUGCGUCUCUCCCUGUCUCUCUCUCUCCCUUUGUGUGUGAUGUGUCUUUCAGGCGCGUUGGUGCCUUGUUUUCGAGAGUCAACAAACGAUUAUGAAGUUCAGCUGGACUUGUUUUGAACGGGUUCGAGGUCAACGGUUCCCGAUGACAUUUGCAGUAUGUCUUGAGGGACGAAUGUAUUAAAGAAUUGUGUGCUACAAAUUAUUGUUGCUCAAGCAUGCCCAAUGCUUACGCUAUUUCUGAUUCCUGCGCUUUUCUGCCUGACAAUGAGCGAAGAAGGCAUUUUUGCACGGACCCCGGUCAAAUAGUUGGAAGGGCCGCGUACCAAGCGGCACUAGAAGAUAGACAGAUUUCCAUGUCCAUAAAAAGGAUUUAAGACAUAGUUUGAAAAUAAUUUAUGGGAAGGGAACAAUGCAGUUACAGGACUGUGCUAAAUAUUUGGGCACAACCGCGUGCAUUUCCUUUCUUUCUCGUUUAUUUUUUCGCGUCCGCGGCACGAGAAAACGCAAAGGAGGACUCCUGUCCUUCGCUUUUUCUCACCUGACAGCUUCAAGGCGCGAGUGUUUUGUUUCAUUGCUGUGAAUACGUUCAUCAGUAAAAGAAGCCUGUCCUGGUCAAAUCAUCGGGGAAAGUCCCCGCACAGAGUUUCUUACGCGAGAAAAGUGGCGUCGUAGUUCUGUAGCCACCAACAGAAUGCUGGGAAGACUGACGUCCUUUCUUUUUCUUUUUUUUUUCCUUUUUUUACGGAGGUCUAGCAGACCUUAAAGCUGCACCCGACAACCAAUAUUCCGUGUGUCACAAAGGCUUCGUGUGCACUAAAGAAAGUGUAAGAGCUAGUUUGUUAACAAAUGGUCAAUUAUAUUGAGUAAAACACGCAAGUACUUGGGCUAGGGUGUACAGUUAUAUUAAAUGUUGGCGUUAACGCCGGCAAGAAGAGGACAACGCUUACUCAUUGUCACUUCCAAUUCAAUGUCUCCUUCUUCUUUAAUUAUUAUUUCCCCUGUUAUGCUCUGUAGAUGCAAGCUAUAAUGUAAAAUGUAUUACAGAGGAAUCAAAAUCUUCCGGGAAGGCUAGUUACGAGAACAUUUUAUUUUCGCAGGCAAGGCCACUUUUUUGGCACACCCUGAUCCACGCCAAGCUUUCCGCGUCAUGGUACUCGAAAGGUGGCUACCCAGCAUGUUGACAAACUGCUCGAGAGGGUUCACUCGAGAGGGAACACCAGCGACUUAACGUUCUUGGCAACUUCAAAAUUUGGCAAUAGCCGCUCGUUUGUAUAGGGUUUUCCUUUGCAGAGCUGUUGGGGAAAAGCGAUGCAUUGCAACAGUACGACUGCGACCAGUUGUAGACAUGCCUUAUUAUGAUGAGUGGCAACGGUGACACCGUUGCUGGUAACUGUGACAGCAACGGUGACACGAAGCACUAGCACCGUGUCACCGUCGCAUAGUGAGGCAGUUCUCUCUAGCUGGUCCCUAUGUGUGUAGCACCACCGCGUGGCUGGUUCUCGAAAUUAUAAGGCAUGAUGCCUUACGGACGAUACGUGAUAAUACAGAGCGACCACCUUUGUACACGUUUACUUUUCUCGAUGGUCGUUGACGGGCGACGAUACUGUUUGCUAUGGUUAAAAUGAGCCUGAAAAAAAUUCCCUCGGAGUAGACACAGCGUUAUGUCACGGACGAGUGACUGUGGUGUCUUGUCAACGAGUCCUUGCUUGUGGUGGCCUCUCUUGUGAACGCUUCCGCCGUUGUAUAAUGCAGAUCUGAAAACUGCUCUUGUCUGUCGCUUGUUGCCCCCGAAUGCUUAAACAGUGAAGUUUUGUAUUGUUCAAGUACAAGUGUGAUGUGAAUCAUAUGCAAACUAAGAAAUUCGAAACCGCAAAGCUGGUCGGUAUAAGAGUAUUAUUUCACACUUCUUACUGUUCAAUACCAAGACUAGCCCUAAUAACAAUUCAGCCAUUUAGUGAUAAUUUUUAUUGUCACAAAUUAUCCUACUUGGGGAUCUAAUUGAACUUCUGCGUGAUGUCGUGCAUCAUUAUUGGCCCCCAAGGAACAGGUUUCAACAGAGACAUGUUGUAAACACGCAGGCUGCAUGUUUUGCAUCAGCUGUUCAGUCAAAUCGUAGUGAGUGAUAAAGGCAAAAGAAACACCAUCCUUUUUAGGCGUCCAGGCUGCGGACAACAUGAAUGGCAGUAAACAUCAAACUCUUUCUUCCCAAACUUCUACACAUUUACACCCUGUACACACACCGUUAUUCACGCAUGAAGGCACUGCCUUCAAGCCUGUUUGUAAGCUUGCGAGCCACAUGUUGUAAAGCGCAUAUCCACGAUUAACCUGCGUGUUAAUCAGUCAUUAUACAAUUCGAAUUGUGUCUAAAGGGAACAAGAGUUUUAAUUGAAGCAUCGUCAUUGCACUGCCAUUUUUACGAUGUUCAGUACAUCUUUGAAACAAAGAGCGUAUAAUCGUUUACAUACGGCAUGCGACAGUGGUUUGACUAUACUUAUCAAUGCACCUAUACAAGAACCCAUCACUCGCCGCCGCGAGCACUUUCACCUAGACUAUGCAAGCAAAUAAUUGUUCACACUGACGGGUGGGGAAAGCAACGUUAUCUUUGCUGAUUUUUGUUCCCCUUUUUUGUGGUUUUGUUUUUGUUUUUGUUCUUCGCGACUACGGGACAAGAGUCUUUUGCUCAGGCUCUAUUGCACUCUCUUUAUUUAUGGCCUUCACUUCUUUCCUUGUGUGUCUUUCUUGAUAUAUUUGAUGCUUACGCGGUCUCCUGUAUUGUUUUAUAUUGUCCCACAAACCGCGAAACUGUUUAGAAAAACUUUCGCGUGAAAUCUUGUAUGUUUAUUAUUUUUUAGACCAUGGAAAAAUAAAACGUUUCACCUUUAAAUCA
Dermacentor silvarum is the source of this 7096-nucleotide messenger RNA. Its product is annotated as nose resistant to fluoxetine protein 6-like. The coding region runs from base 74 to 3472 and encodes 1132 amino acids. The record is from RefSeq and is a predicted model, not a curated record. NCBI's taxonomy places the organism in Eukaryota, Metazoa, Arthropoda, Arachnida, Ixodida, Ixodidae. Gene Ontology annotation, molecular function: acyltransferase activity, transferring groups other than amino-acyl groups. The transcript has 14 exons.